AUGACCUCAGGCCAAUCGCCAUCACAUCCAUCCCUAGCCUCAUCUGUGAAGACUUUUGUGUUUGACUGGGCAUACAACAAAAUCAGUAACUCCUUAGACAUUCAGCAAUUUGGCAACAUCAGAGCUACCUCAGCCUCUCACCACCUAAUCAGCUUCCUUGACUUCAUUCAUAGUCACCUGGACAAACGGAACACCUCUCUAACAGUCGCUUUUGUGGAAUGCAAGAAAGCUUUUGUUCUGGUUGACCACACUGUUGUCAUCAACAAAGCCAUCAGUCUGGGUCUUCCCUCUCACCUGAGAGCAUGGCUGGCUGACUUCCUCACGGGACGCCUGCAAGUUGUAUGUUUUCAGAAACACACAUCCUCUUACCAACAACUAACGUGUGGAGUCCCUCAGGGCAGCAAGAUGGGUUCACUCGGUUUCCUGAUACUGAUUAAUGACGCUCUGACAAACACCCUUCACCACUGGAAGUAUGUGGAUGACUGCAUGACUGCACCGUGGCAACAACUGGAAGAUGUCCAAAGGAGGACAUGCAGGAACAUCCUUGGCCCUGCCUACACAAACUACGAUCAUGCCCUAUCUCCCCACACUGGCUGCCAGACACCGAGCGGCCCUCGUCAGGCUGGGUAG
Molecule: messenger RNA, 630 nt
Organism: Portunus trituberculatus (swimming crab)
Lineage: Eukaryota; Metazoa; Arthropoda; Malacostraca; Decapoda; Portunidae
Exons: 2
Coding region: 1-630 (209 amino acids)
Source: RefSeq, a predicted model, not a curated record